Erythranthe guttata (spotted monkey flower) is the source of this 2561-nucleotide messenger RNA. RefSeq names its product exopolygalacturonase. Gene Ontology annotation, biological process: carbohydrate metabolic process. Gene Ontology annotation, molecular function: polygalacturonase activity. NCBI's taxonomy places the organism in Eukaryota, Viridiplantae, Streptophyta, Magnoliopsida, Lamiales, Phrymaceae. The record is from RefSeq and is a predicted model, not a curated record.
GAGAGAGAUAGAGAGAUAUGUGAGAUUUGUUUCCUUCAUAUUCUAAAAUAACUUUUAUUGUAUAUAUCUAUUAGGGGUACUUUUGAUAUAAUGUUAAAGAUAGUUUAAUAAAAAAUGAGAUUUUUGACUUGAAUUUAUACACAUAAAAUCUACUAUAGAAGGACCUAUAACAAAUUGCCCCUUUAUUAAAAUAUAUGGCAUAAAUCGAUUAUUAUUCUAAUCACUUGGGAACGAAUUCUUCAAAUCUUCAACACUCAUCACCGUUGCCAACAAAAUUAUAUGAUGCAUUUUAUUUGUUUAGCAAACUAUAUGAUGUAUCUAAAAAUUUAACAUAUACAAGACCAAUAUAUAAAUUUGUACAUCAUGAAUCGAAGAACGUGGAGAUCCACGAUUAACGCAUAUAUAAUACUGCUCAUUAAAGUUUGAUUAAUUUUAAUAGUAUAUUCAUCUUGAAUAUAUUCCUUAAAAUAGUAAAUUUGGAAUGUUCCCAUCAUUAUGCAUUAUACUAAUAUUAGGGUGAUUUGAAAAUAUGUGGUUCGUUGGUCAACAUAAAUUAAUAUGGUGACUAAAUAUUCCUCCCUCAUUCAAAAUCGACCAGAUAUAUCGUGUUCCAUUUUGAUUAUAAUCACUAAUUAACAAGUGAACUAGAUGAAAUAGUAAUUGUGAAUCGUAGAAAUUAAAGGAGAUGGUAUUUAUGAUAGACAACGGUAUAUAUAAAAAGGAAGAGAAUAGUGAUGGGCAGAAGAGCGACAUUGCAUAUGCUGCUACGAUUAGCAUUUGAUAAUAAAAUACCCCAAACACCAUAACAAAAAUUGUCAUAAUUAAUUAGCUAUGGCAAAUUCAGAAGGAAGUCGAGAGAUCUUACAGGCAUGCCUUGUUUUGGGCUUGCUUGCUUUGAUCAACGUUGUCCGAUGUGACAAUUAUCCUGAUUUCCAAUCCCGCCGUAGCUUAAUUGGUGAGACAAUUUUUGAUGUUACUAAGUUUGGGGCUAAAGGCGAUGGCAUUACCGACGAUGCCAUGGCAAUAAUUAAGGCAUGGAGAGCAGCAUGCACCACUGUGGGAGCAGCAAAGGUAUUGAUCCCACGUGGAGACUUUGUGGCAGGGGAGGUUGUAAUGGCUGGACCUUGCACUGCUCAAAAACCAAUAACUAUAGAAAUACAGGGAAAUCUAUUGGCGUAUGAUGAUAUGAGUGUCUACACACGUGGUGCUUGGAUCAUGAUUGAAAAAGUUGACGGCCUUGUUGUUACUGGCGGUGGAACAAUCAAUGGUCGCGGAAAGGAGGUCUGGCAGUAUUUUACUAAGGGUAGCCCUCCACUUCCAGUGUCUCUAAUCCUGCAGUCAGUGCAAAAUGUAAAAAUGUACAACCUGAAUUUGGUGGACAGCAUGGGUUUUCAUUCAAAGGUGACGGACAGUACAAACGUGGCUAUUUCCAACAUGAAAAUAACUGCACCUGGAAAGAGCCCAAACACCGACGGCUGCCACAUGAGCAGCUCUAGAAACAUUAACAUAACUGAUACCGUCAUUGGAACUGGAGAUGACUGCAUUUCAAUUGGCCAUGGAAACUAUAACAUUUUGGUCGCGAGAGUUACAUGUGGCCCUGGGCAUGGCCUCAGCAUUGGGAGUCUGGGAAAACGACCCAACGAAACAAGCAUGAAAGGAGUAACUAUAACAAACUGCACGUUGGUGGGGACAACAAACGGCGCUAGAAUAAAAACCUACCACGCAUCUCCACAGAUCGAAGCUUCAUCCAUCUAUUUUCAAGAUAUUGUUAUGGAUCGUGUCAAAAAUCCCAUCAUUAUUGAUCAGCAUUAUGACUCCAAGAGAAAGCGUGAGCCAUCGAAGGUGAAGAUCAGUGAUGUUCACUUCAGAAAUAUAAGGGGAACCUCAAUUUCAGCAGUGUCAAUAUCUCUGAAUUGUAGUUCAACAUUUCCGUGUCAGGGCAUUGAAUUGUCAAACAUUGAUUUGCAGCCCAUUGCCCCUAUUGGACCUUUAAGAUCUUCUUGUUCUAAUGCCAGAUUCUUCGUCACUGGAAAAAUCAACCCCACUGCCCCCGCUUCUUGUGUAUAGACAUAUUUUCUUUUCUUUUCUAUUUAACUGCUAUUUUAUUCAUUCACGAAUAGCAAAUUCACUAUUUCUCUUUAACCAAAAUAUGUAUUUUGGGAAGAAAUAUAUUACCUAGUACAUAUACAACUGAAAUUCAUUAAUAUCUUGCUCUUCACAAUUUUUGGCUUAACAAAUAAAUAAUAUAAUAUAACAAGGCUUGGCAAUUAUUGGUUGGGUAAUGUACAUAAUGAAUAUUAAAAAAAUUAAAAAAUAAGAAUUGGCAGCUUGAAUAUUUAACUAUUCUAUUUUAACCAAAAAUAUGAGAUAUCUCAAGACCUAAUACCAUUAAGAAUUGCUUGUUUCAUUGGUUAAUUUUUUUGCUCUUUUUAAAGGCAGAUGUGCCAAAAACGCAAGCGUCGUGCUACUAGAACUUCCAUUUUUAUGAUUCAUUAACUUAGAAAUAAUUUUAGUAUAACACAUUUAUUCCGACUCAAUUUUAGUAGGGCAUCCAUGGAUUU